GACGCUGAGUGGCGGCCGCUUCGAACGCGGCCUAGGGCGCCUAGCUCCCGCUUCCGCGACCACCCUCCCUCGGCUCCCUCCUGGCUGGCAAAGACGCCUCUCUCCGACCUGUGUCCUGAGACACCGUCGCCCGGACUCCGACUCUCCCACCUGGGCCAAAGCCAAGGCCUCCGCGACCCCUAGAGUUGGGGUCUGCAAGGCCAAGCCGCGGGCGGGAGCCCACCGGCCGUCUCCAUGGCAUGCAGUCUGCAGAAGCUGUUUGCAGUGGAAGAGGAGUUUGAAGAUGAGGAUUUUUUGUCUGCAGUGGAGAAUGCAGAGAACCAGUUUGCUGGCUCGGGGCCUGUGACCACUGGGUGCCUGCGUCCUGUCUCUUCCCGGCCACAGGAGGCUGCACAGGCACGGGCUUCUGGGCAGCUGCUGCCAUGUCCCCCUGCUCCUUCAGAGGCAGCCCCGGGGCUCCACCGUCCUACAUCCAGCAUAUCCUGGGCCAUCAGAGGUCAGCCUUCCACAGGAACAGCCCCCCUAGGGCCUGUCCCGACGUCUAGCAACUGGACUGGCGAUCAAAGAGUGACACUGACAGAAGUGCUCAAAGAGCCAGCAAGGCCCCAGUCCUCAGCCUCCCGCCCCCAGUUCACCUUUAAGAGCCAAGAGCAGGUGAUUUGUGGCUUUGAGGGGCCUGAACAAGAUGAAUUUGAUAAGGUUCUGGCAAGCAUGGAGCUGGACCUUGGAGUUAGCAGUGAGGCCACAGGAAUCCUGCCUGCCUGGCAGCGGGAAGACUCAGCAUUGGCUAAAAAGGCCCGGGUAGCUGAUCUGAACAGAACUUGCCAAGAGGGGCCCAUGUCUGCCACCCACGUCACUGGUAUCGUGUCAGCCCAGGAUGAGCCUCCGGAGCCUGGUGUCCUCUGUGGGACUCCUCAGACCCACCUGAGACCUGGUGCCACGGCUAGCCUUCCUGGCCCAGCUGCCUCAGUAGUUCAUGCUCAGCAGCCCCACUGGCAAGUCUCUCCCGAAGGUCCCCGUCUUCGAGCACCCCUGCCUCUCCAUGCUGCUGGCAGGCCCGUUCAGAGCAUCCCUCAAAACCGGCUCCCAGGCCCGCCGUUCCUGUUUCCAAACACCUGCUUGAGUGGCACACCUCAUCCUCCCAGCCCACGAACUCCCAGCUCAAGCUGCGCCACCCCCUCAACGACUGUUUUUGGAUUGUCUCCUUCGCGGCCCUUCCAACCCCGGGCUGCAACGUCUGCUGUCCAGUCUCCUGCCAGCACCCCAAAGGGCCCCCGGCCCUCCCCCGUUCCUCAGGCCGCUCUGCAGACGCCCAUAGUCACCAACCACCUGGUGCGGCUGGUCACUGCUGCCAGCCGGACUCCCCAGCAGCCCGCCCGCCCUGCCACCCGUGCCAAGACACGCCGCUUCCCUGGCCCCGCAGGGCUCCUGCCCCACCAGCACAGCGGGAAAAACCUGGACGACAUCAUGGUUUCCACGCCCCAGACUCCAACUCACGGUGCUCUGGCUAAACUCCGGACAGAGGUGGUUACUAGUUCCCAGGCGUCGGUGGAGGAGGACUUUGGACGAGGGCCCUGGCUGGCCAUGAAGUUGUCUCUGGGCCUGGAUGAGAGAGACCCCACCUGUUUCCUCUGUACCUACAGCAUCGUCAUGGUGCUGCGGAAGGCAGCCCUGAAGCAGCUUCCCAGAAACAAAGUCCCCAGCAUGGCGGUGAUGAUCAAGUCCCUGACUCGGAGCGCAAUGGACGCCAGUGUGGUUUUCAAGGACCCCACAGGAGAGAUGCAGGGCACGGUGCACAGGUUGCUGCUGGAGACCUGCCAGAAUGAGCUGAAGCCUGGCUCAGUGCUGCUGCUAAAGCAGAUCGGAGUGUUUUCUCCUUCACUCAGAAACCACUACCUCAACGUGACGCCCAACAACCUGGUCCACAUUUACAGCCCGGAUUCUGGGCCAUCCGAGCCCUUCCCCAAGGAUCCAGGAAGCUCCCAUGAAAGCCUCCAGCACAAGACAGCGAAGCCUGGGAAAGACCUCAGAGCAGCACAGAACCCAGAGGCGGGGGUGGAACUUCCAGAGGCAGGUAAGGCCGCCAGCCCACCCAGGAGCAAAAGAGCUUCUCCCUCUAUUUCCGCUUGUACAGCUCAGCCAGAUUGUUCUGGCUGCAUCUUUUUCCUCCUAUGACUCUUUGGACUUUGCAGAAUCUUAUAGAAUCAGAUGUGGUGUGUCCUCUGGCAAGGCUGCCGGCCACAAACUAAUUAACACAAAGAAUGCGAUCCACAGCUCCCCCAUUUCCAGGCCACAUGCUGUUAGCCACAAGGAGGACACAGACUGGCGCCUUCCUUGUGUCUUGUGUGGGCUGAUGUCCAGACUGCAGAGGCAGACUCUCCCAUCUUGACUAAGUUCCGAGGCCCUCCAGGCAGCGCUGAGGGCUCCUGCAUCCGUGUGGUUCAGGCGGAACCAGGAUACAGACCUGAGAGGCCCAAGUACAGACCUCUUAGGGCAGGGCCAGCUUGUUCCUCAGGAGGAGGCAUCACCCAGGUGAAGCUGACACAGUCCAGGUCUGGUCCCUAGCUCUUUGAUUCUGUUAAUUCAAUCUUGUUUGGCCCCAGAGUUCAUGGGAUUAUGGGUAGGUGUCUCCACAUUAACCAGAUUCACAGUAGACCAAUGGAUAAACUGCAUGAACCCAUUUAUUUAUAUUGUGUCAAAAAGUGUCUAUCCUGUAUGCUGGAAUCUUCUCUAGAAUCUUGCACCCUCUCCUCGUAAGUCAGCGUGAUGUCAGGCUAAGCAUGAUGUCAGCCGUCGUCAGAAGGUUGCUGGUGGACGUCGAAUAGAGUGAGGCGGGCUGCCUGGAGACUCUUGUGGCUUGGUGUCACAUCUCCACUGUAGGGACAGACUUGCCGGGCAGACAGCUGCUGGCGGUGGCUGACCAGUGCUGGGAGACACAGA
Molecule: messenger RNA, 2940 nt
Organism: Phacochoerus africanus (Common warthog)
Lineage: Eukaryota; Metazoa; Chordata; Mammalia; Artiodactyla; Suidae
Gene: HROB
Product: homologous recombination factor with OB-fold
Exons: 9
Coding region: 235-2175 (646 amino acids)
Biological process (GO): recombinational repair
Source: RefSeq, a predicted model, not a curated record